Molecule: messenger RNA, 375 nt
Organism: Aspergillus luchuensis
Lineage: Eukaryota; Fungi; Ascomycota; Eurotiomycetes; Eurotiales; Aspergillaceae
Exons: 3
Coding region: 1-375 (124 amino acids)
Source: RefSeq, a predicted model, not a curated record
AUGACUCGCUGGACCGAUGAGAACAAGGCGACUCUCCUCCGCCUCAUCUUUGAGACUCAGAAUUUCCAGAUCGAUCUCGACAAGAUCGUCGAUGCCUGGCCCGGAGACGACAAGCCCACCGGCAAAGCGCUCAGCGAACAGCUGGGUAAAUACCGCAAGCCUGGUAGCUCCAUAACCUUCCGGUUCACCAAAGCCAAGCGGGCUGCUCCUGGUGGAUCGGGAUCAUCUGCACCUAAUACCCCUACUCCUAAGAAAAUCCGAAAGACCAAUGAAAAGACUAGCAAGGUGAAGGCGGAAGUACCGUCUUCUCCUGCUCCUGUGCCUAAGAUUAAGGGCGAGAGUGUGGAAGAUGAUAAGAAGUUUCCCGAAGCUUAA